This is a messenger RNA of Caenorhabditis auriculariae, 537 nucleotides long. Lineage: Eukaryota; Metazoa; Nematoda; Chromadorea; Rhabditida; Rhabditidae. The record is from the annotation of a GenBank genome assembly.
AUGUCGAAAAGAAGGCUUACAGAGAUGGAAUACUCUAAGGAGCACACGUGCGGUGAGUUUAAAAACAAAAUAAAAUUUUUUUCAACUAAAAUUCUAGAAGUGCUUCGAGAAAAAGUUCACAAUUUCCGGCUGCAAAAGGAACAACAGCUAUAUCCGAUUUUUGAUCAAAUAAUGGAGCUAGAAUCUUUUAUAAACGGCAAAAUGAACGAGUUUGAGCGAGUUGGCGAUGAAGUCAUCGAGCUUCAGAAUUCUGGGGCUCCUGGACACGAAAUUGAAUGGAAGGUGAGGGUUUUAAUACUUGAAGUCUAGUUAAGUUUAGUUAAAAUGAAGUCGGAAGUCACAAAAUUUUCUUUUGAAUGAUCGACAAUAGUUUUUCUUUUCAUUCAGAGAAAUCAGAGAGAUUGCCUUCGGAACGAGUUGAACGCCUUGAGAGACAGGAAAAACAUAAGAGAACAAGAAUUGAGCCAAAAGCGGCAGGAAAUCGACCAACAAGUUCAAAUUCUCUUGCAAAAGUUGGAGCGCGGUGAAACCUUCUGA